Molecule: messenger RNA, 747 nt
Organism: Rotaria socialis
Lineage: Eukaryota; Metazoa; Rotifera; Eurotatoria; Philodinida; Philodinidae
Source: the annotation of a GenBank genome assembly
AUGCAUGAUUUUCAAUCUCUUCAAUUAGACGACGAAGACUCGUCUAAAUAUUUUAUUAAUUAUAUCAGUGAGCAUUCCGAUGGCCUUGGAGAUGAUAAUAGCAAUGAAAAUGAACAUGAACAUGAACAUGUUCAGUCACCAGAUAAUCAUGAUGAUGUUGAUGAAUCUUCAUUACCGAAUAGUGUCAUUAUAACGCCAGUACCUCAAGAAUUAUUUACUAAUCAAGAAUUUAAAGAUGAAUUUGAACAAUUAUUUCGUAUUUAUGAUUCUCAAAUCGUUGUACUCUAUCUGAAAUUUUUCCAACGUGUACGUAUUACAUUUACAUCAUCACAUAAUGCAUUACAAGCUCGAUUACAUCUUCAUGAACAUCCAUUUCAUGGUACCGUAUUUAAAACUUAUUUUGCAUGUCCAAUUGUAUUUCGUGGUGCAAAUCCUGAUACACAUUUACGACCACCGGAACCUGAAAAACUGUUUCUUAUCUCACCUCCACCAAGUCCACCUGUCGGUUGGGAACAAAAAGCCGAAGAUCCACCUGUUGUUGAUUUACACCUAAUAGCAGCUAUUGCACAAUUGCAACCUAAUAUACCUCAUGAAUUAUUAUCGAGUGAACUUGGUUCAAAAGCUCCAGCCAUUGUUAUUCAUACAUGUGAUGAUAAUGCUGAAACGAAUUAUAUAGGCGGUGGAAAGCUCAUUAGGCCAACACUUAUACAAACGCGACGGCCACCACAGACAGAUGAACAGAAUUGA